Messenger RNA from Mixia osmundae IAM 14324, 2130 nucleotides. Its product is annotated as glycoside hydrolase family 5 protein. Gene Ontology annotation, molecular function: beta-glucosidase activity. The transcript has 6 exons. NCBI's taxonomy places the organism in Eukaryota, Fungi, Basidiomycota, Mixiomycetes, Mixiales, Mixiaceae. The coding region runs from base 1 to 2130 and encodes 709 amino acids. The record is from RefSeq and is a predicted model, not a curated record.
AUGUUGCCGAAGCUUAGCAUAUGCGAUGGACACAUCGUCGACGAGUCCGGCGAAUACGUACACUUGCGAGGCGUGUCGUUCAGCGGUCAUUCCAAACUGCCAUCAAGACCAGACCUGCCAAGUCACUCACGCGACCUCGAGGCCGUGUUUGAUCACAGGAACGUCUCCUUCGUCGGCAGACCGUGUCCUCUCAGCGAAGCGCACGAGCAUCUGGCACGUUUGCAGCAUUGGGGCUUCAAUCUCAUCAGACUUGUCGUCACAUGGGAGGCAUUGGAACAUCAGGGGCCGGGUAUAUACGACCGAGAGUACAUCGAUUACCUCGUCGAGCUCGUCGCGCUCUUUCCUCGCUAUGGCAUCUACUGUCUCGUCGACGCCCAUCAGGAUGUCUGGUCUAGAUUGACCGGCGGCUCCGGCGCACCGGGAUGGACUCUCGAGCUAUGCGGCUUCGAUACCCGUCAGCUCACUGCUACCCUCGCGCACCACUUGCACAAUUCUGCACACCUUGCGCCCGGGCAACCCCCCUCGAACGUCUGGCCUGCAGGUUAUCAGCGCUUGGCGCCCGCGACUUGUGCGACGCUUUUCUGGGCUGGCGAUCAGCUAGCGCCCAAGCUAUUGGUCAAUACGAGCGAGCAUGCCAACGGCGAGCAGCUCUUUGCCGGUCGGAGUACCGUCGGCAUUGGCACAUUCCUGCAAGUAUCGCUCAUCGAGGCCUUCGCUCAAUUGCUGCACCGUCUGAGCGCAUGCUCGUCCGUCAUCGGCUUUGAGCCCAUGAAUGAACCCCACCGAGGCUAUAUCUCACUCCACGAUCCGUUCAGCUGGAACCACAUGACUGAUCUCGCAUAUCACCUCUUUCCCACGCCACUACAGACGUGGGCACUGGGCGAAGGUUAUGCUCAGGAUGUGCCCUUUUAUGAGGCAUCCUUUCCGGAGCCCACUGCAUUAUCUCACUAUGCUCAUGUCGAUCCAAAGGGCAAGCGCGCGUGGUCGAGUGAGUGUAUCUGGCGUCAGCACGGCGUCUGGGAAUGGAACACGGGCACCCAACAGCCAGUAUGUCUUCGCAAGGACUAUUUUGAGCGGGACCCGCAAACGCACAAAGUCAUCGAAUGGUACAGUCAAUGCUGGUGGCCUUUUCUGCGUCGCUUUUCAGUACGUAUGCAAAAGAUACAGUCUGGCUGGCUAUGUUUUGCCGCCGGUAUACCCAACGAAUUCAGUCCCACUUGGCCACAGGCGGAACGGCCGAAGAACCUCGUCUACGCCCCACACUGGUACGAUCUCCAUUCGCUCUUCGGCAAGGCCCAUGGCAAUUUUACUGUCGACGUACAAUCGCUAUCGCGAGGUGGCAACGUCUUCACUUCAAUCUUCUUCGGUGCAAGGGGAGCCAAAGCCAACUACGCCCGACAGAUGAAGAGAAUAGCAAACAAUGCUGCCAGAGCGGUCAGGGGCGCUCCUGUGCUCAUCGGCGAAUGCGGCAUACCCAUGGACCAGAACAGUAAGCAAGCGUUCAAGACGGGCAAUUGGCGUUCGCAAGUCCGGCAGCUCGACGCGCUCAUGAGCGCUAUGGAAGCCAGUGCGCUGCAUUGUGUGCUCUGGAAUUACAACCCGCUCAAUACGAAUGAACAUGGCGAUGCAUGGAAUGCCGAAGACUUUUCGAUCUAUUCGCUGUCUGAAGAACAACUGCGCACGCAGAGGGACGCUAUUGACCAAGGCGCGCGCGCUCUGCUCGCCUUCAAACGACCUGCUCUGGUCAGCAGCAAUCGACAGCAAAUCCGAUCAGAGUACGACAUUUACAGUCGCACGCUCGUUCUGCUCUUUGCAAGGUCCAACGAUUCUACCCUGCACGCCAGCAUAUACUGUCCCCAUCGGCUGUAUCAGAACGGAAAGCUGUCAAUCCGAGCCAUCGAUGUUCGAGGAACGCCGUUAGCAUUCGAGGCGACUUAUGACACUCAAAAGCAACAUCUGCAUAUCGCACUCUUUUGCAGCACGCAAUGCGGUCUCGAGAUCGAAGCGAAUCAGCUUCAAGCUAUCGAGAGGCCCAGCAAUAUCGAUCUCGCGUUCGUACCCAUCAAGCCGAUUAGCGCAUGCCUCGCUCUUCUCAUCGCACUCGUAGGUAUGUAUGUCUAUCGCAGAUGA